CUCUGUGUGUGUGUGUCCGUGCGCAUCGGAUUUAGGAAACCAUUGAUGCAGAGACCUCAAUCCAUCUCUAACACCACUGAUCUACCUUAAGGUCUUUCCCACUUGUUCUACUCUUUACUUAAUUGUACAUUUUGAUUCUUGCUUUACAUUUAUCUAUGGCGGCGGAGUCUUCUAACCCUCGAACCGUCGAAGAGAUCUUUAAGGAUUUUAGCGGUCGUCGUUCCGGUAUUCUCCGAGCUCUCUCCGGAGAUGUUGACAAGUUCUACUCUUUAUGCGAUCCGGAGAUGGAGAAUCUGUGUUUGUACGGACAUCCGAAUGGGACAUGGGAAGUGAAUCUUCCAGCUGAGGAAGUGCCUCCGGAGCUACCUGAGCCAGCUCUUGGUAUCAAUUUCGCAAGAGAUGGUAUGCAGCGUAAAGAUUGGCUCUCUUUAGUUGCUGUCCACAGUGAUUGUUGGUUACUCUCUGUUUCUUCUUACUUCGGUGCUCGCCUUAAUCGCAAUGAGAGGAAACGUCUAUUUAGUUUGAUCAACGAUCUCCCAACUCUCUUUGAAGUAGUGACUGGUAGGAAGCCAACCAAAGAUAAUAAACCAAGCAUGGAUCUCGGAAGCAAAUCCAGAAACGGAGUUAAGAGAUCAAUUGAAGGGCAGACAAAGAGCACACCGAAAUUGAUGGAAGAGAGCUAUGAAGAUGAAGACGACGAGCAUGGAGACACACUCUGUGGAAGUUGUGGAGGAAACUACACAAACGACGAGUUCUGGAUAUGCUGUGAUGUGUGUGAACGUUGGUACCAUGGGAAGUGUGUGAAGAUAACACCAGCCAAAGCAGAUAACAUCAAGCAAUACAAAUGCCCAUCUUGCUGCACUAAGAAAGGAAGACAGUGAGAGAGUAUUCUCAAAGGGCGUUAUAAAAUUAGUAGUGAAAGAGGGAAAUAGUCAAAGAGACAUCAGCUGGUUAGAAAGCUUCCUCAUCUUUUGAUCAAAUAUGCCAUGUGUUUUGUAUAUGUAGUAUGACUCUGUUUUCAUCGUUUAUGUGUAAUCUCUUUUAGGCUAUAAAGAAAAAAUCAUAUAUGUAUGAUUGAUCAUCAUAAUCUCAUGGAUAAUUUUAACUAUGUGGUUUUACUGAAAUAAAAAAUAAAAAAUAA
This is a messenger RNA of Camelina sativa (false flax), 1141 nucleotides long. Its product is annotated as PHD finger protein ALFIN-LIKE 1. Gene Ontology annotation, biological process: regulation of DNA-templated transcription. Gene Ontology annotation, cellular component: nucleus. Gene Ontology annotation, molecular function: histone binding; transcription cis-regulatory region binding; transcription coregulator activity. Lineage: Eukaryota; Viridiplantae; Streptophyta; Magnoliopsida; Brassicales; Brassicaceae. The record is from RefSeq and is a predicted model, not a curated record.